AUGCUGCCAGUCACCAAGGUGUGCAAGUCUCAAGUGGAGACUAUCAAGCAAGAAUGCGUGUCCAUACUACAAUCACACUUUCACAACGCCAAUGAGAGCCAUAAGUUCUCAGUUAUGUUCAAGUGUAAGUACAACGAUGCGAUGAAGAAAGAGCGUCUGGCCGUCAUCACCGCCGUUGCUGACGUCGUCGACGGGCCGAAGUUCGGGCACACGGUGGACCUGGACAACCCUGAGAAGAUCAUCUUUGUAGAAAUAAUAGAG
Messenger RNA from Sphaeroforma arctica JP610, 261 nucleotides. RefSeq lists its product as hypothetical. The transcript has 2 exons. Gene Ontology annotation, biological process: tRNA modification. The record is from RefSeq and is a predicted model, not a curated record. The annotation marks the transcript as partial. Gene Ontology annotation, molecular function: RNA binding. Lineage: Eukaryota; Ichthyosporea; Ichthyophonida.